Funneliformis caledonium is the source of this 936-nucleotide messenger RNA. The record is from the annotation of a GenBank genome assembly. NCBI's taxonomy places the organism in Eukaryota, Fungi, Glomeromycota, Glomeromycetes, Glomerales, Glomeraceae.
GAAGAACUUGUGAGAUGGUACAGUUUCAGAGAACGAAAAGAUAUCAAUUAUAAUAAAAUUUCAGGCUCGGACAUAGAUCCAUAUCAUCAUCAAGAAUUUGAACGUGAAUUCUUGUCUAACAACCUGGAUCAUUCGGUUGCAUCAUUAAAUAGGCCAAUCAUAACGGAAACAACAUAUAACCUAAUCUCUACGCACAUAAUUUGCGCGUUCAACUCAACGUUACAUUUGGUCAAAAAAUCUGUUAAGGAAAGUUUAUUUGAGAAGAUCAAAAAGGUUCUUAAAACGAGGAACAAAUUGAUUUUAGAUAGAUCGAUAAUUCAGAAAUUUGAGGCAAUUUUUCAAACAGACUAUGCAGAAAUUAGCUCGAAAAUAAUAACAGAAACCAAAGUUGAAAAAAAUAUUAAAGAGAGCGAGGAAUCACAAUUUCUUUUUUUUAUCUGGCACACUCUCCUAGAUUUUAUCGCGAUGUAUAAAUAUAUAUCACCUAAAGUGUUAGCUCGAGAUAUGUCUGAAAGGUCGUAUAUUGUGGAAUGCCUUUCACCCAUACUUCGAUCUUUUAGGAAUGCAUUUCCCGAAAUUAGAUACGAGUGGAUUGAGAAGGAUGUCAAAUCUAUAAGGAAUGCGAGCAAUAUGUUUGCAAUUAACAUAAGGACUCAGAAAACUGAUUUGUUAGUUCUGAGACUAUCAGACGUAACUGAAAUUCUACACGUUGAAGUAUCUGGACCACCUUAUAAACCAGAAAAGAAACAUACAGUCAGAGACGCAAAAAAAUUACUAAUGAUGGCUGUUUGUAAUUUAUGUAGAAUAUUGGCGAAUAAUUUCGAUUAUCCAAUUGAAAUUGCUAAGAAAGUCAAGUCGUAUAGUAUACAAGCAAUUGGGGAUAAAUUGACAUUAUUUAAAUGUUACUUAAUAAAAUUAAAGAAUAGACCAGAAUGA